This is a messenger RNA of Budorcas taxicolor (takin), 2310 nucleotides long. RefSeq names its product zinc finger protein 207 (gene ZNF207). Gene Ontology annotation, cellular component: nucleus. Bases 128 to 1615 code for a protein of 495 amino acids. NCBI's taxonomy places the organism in Eukaryota, Metazoa, Chordata, Mammalia, Artiodactyla, Bovidae. The record is from RefSeq and is a predicted model, not a curated record. The transcript has 12 exons.
CCGUCGGCCAUUUUGUGGAUGUUUCCUGUGGGACGCGGUGGUGGCGGUUGGGUCGGAAGAGUGAGCUGUUCUUCACGUCGUUUUUUUCCUGUUUGUUUUCUCGUCUUUUUGUCGGUAGAGCGCAGUUAUGGGUCGCAAGAAGAAGAAGCAGUUGAAGCCAUGGUGCUGGUAUUGUAAUAGAGAUUUUGAUGAUGAGAAGAUCCUUAUACAGCACCAAAAAGCAAAGCAUUUUAAAUGCCAUAUAUGUCAUAAGAAAUUGUAUACAGGACCUGGCUUAGCUAUUCAUUGCAUGCAGGUGCAUAAAGAGACAAUAGAUGCAGUACCAAAUGCAAUACCUGGGAGAACAGACAUAGAGUUGGAAAUAUAUGGUAUGGAAGGUAUUCCAGAAAAAGAUAUGGAUGAAAGAAGACGACUUCUUGAACAAAAAACACAAGCAGAGAGUCAAAAAAAGAAGCAGCAAGAUGAUUCUGAUGAGUAUGACGAUGAUGACUCUGCAGCUUCGACUUCAUUUCAACCGCAGCCUGUUCAGCCUCAGCAAGGUUAUAUCCCCCCAAUGGCACAACCAGGACUACCACCGGUUCCAGGAGCACCAGGAAUGCCUCCAGGCAUACCUCCAUUAAUGCCAGGUGUUCCUCCUCUGAUGCCAGGAAUGCCACCAGUUAUGCCAGGAAUGCCACCUGGAUUGCAUCAUCAGAGAAAAUACACCCAGUCAUUUUGCGGUGAAAACAUAAUGAUGCCAAUGGGUGGAAUGAUGCCACCUGGACCGGGAAUACCACCUCUGAUGCCUGGUAUGCCACCAGGUAUGCCCCCUCCUGUUCCACGUCCUGGAAUUCCUCCAAUGACUCAAGCACAGGCUGUUUCAGCUCCAGGUAUUCUUAACAGACCACCUGCACCAACAGCAACAGUUCCAGCUCCGCAGCCUCCAGUUACUAAGCCUCUUUUCCCCAGUGCGGGACAGAUGGGGACACCUGUAACAAGCUCAAGUACAGCUUCAUCCAAUUCAGAAAGUCUGUCUGCAUCUUCUAAAGCUCUGUUUCCUAGCACAGCACAAGCUCAGGCAGCUGUCCAGGGACCUGUUGGUACAGAUUUCAAGCCCUUAAAUAGUACCCCUGCAACAACUACAGAACCACCAAAGCCUACAUUCCCUGCAUAUACACAGUCUACAGCUUCAACCACUAGUACAACAAAUAGCACUGCAGCUAAACCAGCAGCUUCCAUAACAAGUAAGCCUGCUACACUUACCACAACCAGUGCAACCAGUAAGUUGAUCCAUCCAGAUGAGGAUAUAUCACUGGAAGAGAGAAGAGCACAGUUACCUAAAUAUCAACGUAAUCUUCCUCGACCAGGACAGGCUCCCAUUGGUAAUCCACCUGUUGGACCAAUUGGAGGUAUGAUGCCGCCGCAGCCAGGCAUCCCACAGCAACAAGGAAUGAGACCCCCAAUGCCACCUCAUGGUCAGUAUGGUGGUCAUCAUCAAGGCAUGCCAGGUUACCUUCCUGGUGCUAUGCCACCGUAUGGGCAGGGACCGCCAAUGGUGCCCCCUUACCAAGGUGGGCCUCCUCGACCUCCGAUGGGAAUGAGACCUCCUGUAAUGUCACAAGGUGGCCGUUACUGAUCUUACUUCAUCCAGUCUAAUAGGUUUGGAGAUUAAACCUUUUCUCAACUUGUGCUGUUUAUAUAGCCAAGCUUCCGUCAAUAAGGCAUCAUUGUGACUUUAACAAAAACAUUAUCUUCCCACAUACCAGGAACUAUUGGACAUUUAUUUUACAUGGGAAAAUUUAUUUGGAAUAAUAAAGCAGGAACUUUUCCUGAAGUUGCAAUUUAUACUGUAUGGCUUCUUUUUCAUGUUUCAUCUAGGUUUUUAGAAGUGAAGUAUAGUAAAUUUGGUUCGUUAUAUUGUGAAGGCGCUGGAAUUACAUGAACAUACCACCUUAAUAAAGGCAAGUUCUGUAAGCUUACAUUGCUAUUUGUAAAGUUAUGCCUUCACAGCAUUUCAGAUGCUGUUGGACUUCAUGUCCCCAACCUAGCUUGGUGAGGGCUGUAACUGUCUCCAAGUACCUGUACAUUGGAAGUCUGAAUGUGUAACAAUAUUUAAUGUAUUUAGAGUUCCUCAUGUUGCAGGGUUUAAGAAAUCUGACCCUCCAAGGUCAUGUGACUUUCCUGUACUGUUAAACUUCAUUGUAAUAAAAUGAGAGAAAAAUUUAUGCCUUUUUAUUCAUAACCCAGCUGUGGACCACUGCCUGAAAGGUUUGUACAAAUGCAUGCCAGAGUAGAUGUCCACAUAAUAAAAAUUCGUAGUUACCAAUGCAA